Molecule: messenger RNA, 548 nt
Organism: Pomacea canaliculata
Lineage: Eukaryota; Metazoa; Mollusca; Gastropoda; Architaenioglossa; Ampullariidae
Product: intraflagellar transport protein 20 homolog
Exons: 4
Coding region: 19-417 (132 amino acids)
Biological process (GO): centrosome localization; intraciliary transport; protein localization to cilium
Cellular component (GO): intraciliary transport particle B; centrosome; Golgi apparatus
Source: RefSeq, a predicted model, not a curated record
UCAACAUACCAACGAAAUAUGGCCGACGAAGCGCUCGCUAAAGCUGGCCUACACUUUGAUGAACUAAACAAAAUACGAGUGCUUGAGCCUGAUGUUGCACAACAAACACGAGAAUUAAAAGAAGAAUGUAAAGAUUUUGUUGACAAAAUUGGAGAAUUUCAAAAAAUAGUUGGAACAUUCAUUGAAAUGGUUGAUGCAGUUGCAAAAGAAGUUGAAAAGGAAAAGAUGAAGGCCAUAGGAGCAAGAAACCUGCUGAAAUCUAUUGCCAAACAAAGAGAAGCACAGCAAUUGCAACUGCAGGCCCUCAUCAUAGAAAAACGCAUGCAGCUUGAAAGAUUAAGAGUCCAGCAUAAUGCACUUCAGAAGGAGGAAAGUGACCAGGCUGAAUUUCUUGAUCAACUACUUUUACAGAAAUAGACAAUAAAAAUAGCUUUAUAUUGUAAAAUCUUUUCCGUCCCAUCUUCUCUCAGUGGUGCAUUUUUCAUCUUCAGAGGAAGUGAUUUGUUGUGAAAAAUUGUGGUAUAUAAUAAACAUUUGUGAUGAAACUU